AGUACUUGUAAUUAAGUUGAUUACCACUAUAAUUCUGUUUCUUACAGGAACAGAGAAAAUAGAGGGUGUGAGAAAUGGCUCUAAGAUGGGUUCUCCACUCAGCUUGCCAUGUUUUGGGGUACCCUACGAGGAACAUAGAAGAAGAGGAGUGCAAGAAGAUUGAAGGUUACUCAAAUAUUGGAGAGGCCAAAAGCGUGAAGGGGUUAUCCCUUGCAAACAAUUUCAAUGAGGUUGAUCAGUGCUAUCCUUGUUCAGGGUUUCAAAUGCCACUUCACUAUCCACGCUACACCAAACAAGACUAUGAGAGCAUGGAGGAGUGGAAGGUGGACUUGCUUCUUAAGCAAUAUGGGUUAAGUUUCAAGGGCACCCUUGAUGAGAAGAGAGCUUUUGCAAUGGGAGCAUUCUUGUGGCCCGAUCAAGAUUAGUUGAGUUUUUCCCUAAAGUCUUUAUGCUAAUAAAAUGUUUAUGGAACGAGGUAAAAUUGUUUGCAAUGUAAGCUUGUGAAGAAUUACUAAGUGAGUCCAAUAAUAUCAAAGGUCUCUCGCUCUUGGUUUUACCACUUUUAUGCGUUAAAAAAAAUGCUAAAAAAAUGUAUUAGUUUCAAGUUUUGUAUACUUGACCGUGGCAUGAAACACAUGAAUAAUUUCUCUCUUAUUUUGAUAAUACCAUAAUGAAUGUGUCUACGAUUGUA
Messenger RNA from Glycine soja, 691 nucleotides. RefSeq lists its product as uncharacterized. The record is from RefSeq and is a predicted model, not a curated record. The coding region runs from base 75 to 425 and encodes 116 amino acids. NCBI's taxonomy places the organism in Eukaryota, Viridiplantae, Streptophyta, Magnoliopsida, Fabales, Fabaceae. The transcript has a single exon.